This is a messenger RNA of Tripterygium wilfordii, 4187 nucleotides long. Its product is annotated as myosin-1. Gene Ontology annotation, biological process: vesicle transport along actin filament; actin filament organization. The record is from RefSeq and is a predicted model, not a curated record. Gene Ontology annotation, cellular component: cytoplasm; myosin complex; vesicle. Gene Ontology annotation, molecular function: actin filament binding; microfilament motor activity; ATP binding. The transcript has 24 exons. NCBI's taxonomy places the organism in Eukaryota, Viridiplantae, Streptophyta, Magnoliopsida, Celastrales, Celastraceae. Bases 378 to 3905 code for a protein of 1175 amino acids.
GAAAUUCAAAUGCCUGAGAAAUUAAAAUAAUAAAUAAAUAUGAUUUUUCAUUUCUGUUUUUCAUUUUCUCUGCUUUUUGGGUGAAGCGGAGAGCGAAGAGAAGCAAAAAACUGGCGGACGUCGGAUAUCCACACGCCUUAAAUUGUUUAUUCUGUUUUUAUUUUCUCUCAUUUUCUCGGAAAUCAAACAUCCACUGCGAGACCGGAGUACUCCGACCAGAGGUUACACGUAAUUUGGUUUGUAAAGUGCUUCAUUUGUAGAAUAACAUUGUCGUUGUUCUUCUUCGUUGUUGUCAAGUUUACUAGGGUUUUGAGAUCGAUCGAAGCCUUGAAGAAGGAAGUGAAGAUCCGAAGUGAUUUGCUGAAGGAUUGGAGAAAAUGAUGCAGAGUUCCCAGGUCUCACCUUCUCUUCAGUCUAUCAAAUCACUUCCAGUUGAUUUUAAGUGCGUAGAUUCCCAAAUCCCUAAUCAGCUUAAAAAGUAUGAUGAUGCAAGAGUGCAAAGUAGUGAUGCAAUUGGUUCAAAUAUUCCUGAAGAUGGGGAUAGAGGUGGAAAGGAUGUUGAGGGAGUUGAGGAUUCUGUAGGAAAUGUGCUACACAUUACUGAUGAUUCACCAUAUGGUGGCAACGCUGCAUCAAUUGAAUAUAGGGCCUCUAUCAGUGAUGAAGACAUUGAUUCUCUGGCUUCUCCUUUGCCUUCAGUCUCAGCAUUCCCUCGUGAACAGUGGUGGGGUAACACAACCUCCUAUGCUGCAAAAAAGAAGCCGCAAUCUUGGUUUCAACUUCCAAAUGGGAAUUGGGAGUUAGUGAAGAUAUUGUCAGCUUCUGGGAAUGAGUUUGUUAUUUCACUGCCUGAGGGAAAAGUUCUGAAGGUUAAAUCUGAACAUUUGGUACCAUCAAACCCUGAUAUCCUUGAUGGUGUGGAUGAUCUCAUGCAACUCAGUUACUUGAAUGAACCAUCAGUGUUGUAUAAUCUUCAAUAUAGAUACAACCAAAAUAUGAUAUAUACAAAAGCAGGUCCAGUGUUGGUCGCUAUCAAUCCCUUUAAGGAAGUUCCUUUAUAUGGUAAUGAUUGCAUUGAAGCUUACAAGAAUAAAUCCAUUGAGAGCCCACAUGUGUAUGCCAUUACUGACACGGCCAUCAGGGAAAUGAUACGAGAUGAAGUGAAUCAAUCAAUUAUUAUAAGUGGUGAAAGUGGAGCUGGAAAAACGGAAACGGCGAAGAUAGCAAUGCAAUAUUUGGCUGCUCUUGGUGGUGGUAAUGGAAUUGAAUAUGAGAUAUUGAAAACCAAUCCGAUAUUGGAAGCUUUUGGCAAUGCAAAAACAUUAAGAAAUGACAACUCGAGUCGUUUUGGAAAGUUGAUCGAGAUUCACUUUAGUGAAACUGGAAAAAUAUCUGGCGCUAAGAUUCAAACUUUUCUACUAGAAAAGUCUAGAGUGGUUCAAUGUGCGGAGGGUGAAAGGUCAUAUCACAUAUUUUAUCAGCUUUGUGCUGGGGCUCCACCUGCUCUCAGAGAGAAACUAAACUUGAAGACUGUAAAUGAUUAUAAAUAUUUAAGCCAGAGCAAUUGUCAGUCAAUUAUUGGGGUUGACGAUGCAGAGCAGUUUCAUAUUGUUAUGGGUGCUUUGGACAUUGUGCACAUUAGCAAAGAAGACCAAGAGAGUGUAUUUGCAAUGCUUGCUGCUGUACUGUGGCUGGGAAAUGUCUCAUUUACUGUUGUCGAUAACGAAAAUCAUGUUGAAGCUGUGUCAGAUGAAAGUCUGAUCCAUGUCGCUACAUUGAUUGGAUGUAAUGUUGAGGAGCUAAACCUAGCUUUAUCAACUCGCACAAUGAGAGUUGGCAAUGAUAAUAUAGUGCAGAAGCUAACCCAAUCACAGGCUAUUGACACAAGAGAUGCCCUGGCAAAAUCAAUAUAUGCUUGUUUGUUUGACUGGCUGGUCGAGCAAAUUAACAAAUCACUUGCGGUUGGUAAACGACGAACUGGCAGAUCCAUCAGCAUCCUUGAUAUUUAUGGUUUCGAAUCAUUUGAUAGGAAUAGCUUUGAGCAGUUCUGCAUAAAUUAUGCGAAUGAGCGAUUGCAACAGCACUUCAAUCGUCAUUUAUUCAAGUUAGAGCAAGAGGAGUAUAUCCAAGAUGGAAUUGACUGGACAAAAGUUGACUUUGAAGACAACCAAGAUUGCCUUAAUCUUUUUGAAAAGAAACCGUUGGGGCUAUUAUCUUUAUUGGAUGAGGAGUCUACUUUUCCAAAUGGAACAGAUUUAACAUUUGCCAACAAGCUUAAACAGCAUCUGAGUUCUAACUCUUGUUUCCUUGGAGAACGAGGCAAGGCCUUUUCAGUCUCUCAUUAUGCAGGGGAGGUUACAUAUGAAACCACUGGUUUUUUGGAGAAGAAUAGGGACUUGUUGCACUUAGAUUCCAUUCAACUCCUAUCCUCUUGUUCAUGCCAGCUUCCCAAGAUAUUUGCAUCCACUAUGCUUUCUCAAUCUGAGAAGCCUGUGGUUGGUCCUUUAUAUAAAGCAGGUGGAGCAGACUCCCAAAAGUUGAGUGUUGCAAUGAAAUUCAAGGGUCAACUGUUUCAAUUGAUGAAACGCCUAGAGAGCACUACACCUCAUUUCAUACGUUGUAUAAAGCCCAACAAACUCCAAUCUCCUGGACUUUACGAGCAAGGACUCGUCUUGCAGCAGUUACGAUGUUGUGGAGUCCUUGAGGUUGUUCGGAUAUCAAGGUCUGGCUUUCCUACUAGAAUGUCUCACCAGAAGUUUGCCAGAAGGUAUGGUUUCCUUCUGCUGGCAGAUGUUGCAUCUCGAGAUCCUCUUAGUGUUUCAGUUGCAAUUCUUCACCAGUUCAAUAUCUUGCCUGACAUGUACCAAGUUGGCUACACGAAAUUAUUUUUCAGAACGGGACAGAUUGGAGUGCUGGAGGAUACAAGGAAUUGUACUCUCCAUGGUAUUUUACGUGUUCAAAGCUGCUACAGAGGAUAUCAAGCUCGUUGUUAUGUCAAUGAGCUUAGAAAAGGCAUUGCCUCCCUGCAAUCAUUCAUUCGAGGAGAAAAGAUCAGACAGGAGUAUGCAGUUUUGCUUCAAAGACAUAGAGCUGCUGUUGUUAUCCAAAAGCAGAUUAAAGGUUCUAUCUUGAGGACACAAUACAAUAACAUUUACAAUGCAUCAAUUGUAAUACAAUCAGUUAUCCGUGGAUGGUUGGUCAGAAGAUGCUCAGGUGAAAUUGGACUGCUGAAAUCAGGGAGUGCUAAGGGGAAUGAGUCAGACGAAGUUCUGGUGAAGUCAUCAGUUAUUGCUGAACUGCAGCGUCGGGUUCUUAAAGCUGAGGCUGCUCUGAGACGGAAAGAAGAGGAGAAUGACAUUCUCCACCAACGUCUACAGCAAUAUGAGGCACGCUGGUCUGAGUACGAAUUGAAAAUGAAAUCCAUGGAAGAAGUUUGGCAGAAACAAAUGAGGUCCCUGCAGUCCAGUCUUUCCAUUGCAAAGAAGAGCUUAGCCAUUGAUGACUCAGAGCGGAAUUCUGAUGCAUCAGUUAACAUGAGUGAUGAAAAAGACAGCUGGGACACAGGAAGCAAUGACAAGGGUCGAGAGAGCAAUGGAGUCAGACCAAUGAGCACAAGUUUAAGUGUCAUAAGCCGGAUGGCUGGAGAGUUUGAGCAAAGGAGUCAAGUAUUUGGUGACGAUGCGAAAUUUUUAGUGGAGGUCAAAUCGGGACAGAUUGAAGCAAGUUUGAACCCAGACCGGGAGCUAAGAAGGUUGAAGCAAAUGUUUGAAGCUUGGAAAAAAGAUUACGGGGCAAGGCUUCGAGAAACUAAGGUAAUUCUGAACAAGCUUGGGAAUGAAGAAACUGCCGUAGAUCGAAUGAAGAAGAAGUGGUGGGGAAGGAGGAAUAGCUCAAGGAUAAAUUAGUUUACUCUAUAAUUCUGAAUUCUGAUACAGUUGUUACACGGUUCUCGUGUAUGCUCCGAUUUGUAUAGUCAAAAUUAUUGCGUAGAGAAAUUGUGCCAAGAAAGUUUUGAUGUCACACGCAGAGUGGCUCUAUUGUAGAAGAUAAAAAUAUGUUCAUUUUUUUUGUUGUUUAUUUUUGAGUAAUUAUCACAGUAAGGCUUGUGCUUUCUUACCAUAUAAUUUCUUGGUCAAGGAUAUUUGGAACUUUAUUGUUAAAUUAAUUUAGUUAUUACUUAUUAGUGA